Molecule: messenger RNA, 7360 nt
Organism: Procambarus clarkii (red swamp crayfish)
Lineage: Eukaryota; Metazoa; Arthropoda; Malacostraca; Decapoda; Cambaridae
Gene: Gdap2
Product: ganglioside induced differentiation associated protein 2
Source: RefSeq, a predicted model, not a curated record
GACGUGAACGCCAUCUGUAAAUAGUAAUCAGAUGGUCCUUGUAAAUACUAAGUGCGGAUUACCAUUUUGGCCUUACAGUUUCAGGUAUUGAGGUAUGAGACGGCAUGGAACCUCUUGGAGUUAAUCCCCGUUUAGUGGAUGUGUGGUCUCUGCCAACAUGGGCAGUAUUGGAGCCAGGCACUCCCCCUACACUCCCUCCACAGCCAACACCCAACCACAUAACACCUCCAUUCAGAGUCAACAAAGUUCUCAAUAACAAAAUAUGCCUCUGGGCUGGUGAUAUAACCCGUGUAAAUGCAGAAGGCAUUGUACACAGCACCAAUGAAUCUCUUAAUGAACGUAAUGGCUACAGUGAAAGGCUAUUAUUUAAAGCAGGACCAGAGUUAAAGAAUGAACUCCAUAACAAUAUAAAGCACUGCAGGACAGGUGAGGUAUGUGUAACUGAUGGCUACAAAUUAUCUGCUCGCUAUGUCAUCCAUACUGUUGGUCCUCGCUACAAUAUCAAAUACCAGACUGCUGCAGAAAGUGCCCUAUACAACUGCUACAGACAAACUUUGCAGUGUGCAGUGGAGAAGAAGAUGCGAUCUUUGGCAUUUUGUGUGAUCAACUCGGUUAGAAGAGGAUUCCCUCCAGAUCAAGGAGCUCAUAUUGCCUUACGUACGGUAAGACGAUUUUUAGAGCACUGGGGACAGGGCCUGGAAAGGAUCAUCUUUGUUGCAGACAGCAUUGAUGUCAGUAUUUAUGAGAUUUUGAUGCCACUUUAUUUCCCAAGAUCCUCACAAGAAGAAGACUGUGGUUGUUUCCUUCUACCUGCCGAUCUUGGAGAUGAAUAUGGCGAACCAAUUAUUCCUGACCGCCAGAUCCGCAUCAUUGAUAAUCCCCAGCACAAAUAUGAAGAUGUGGAGGAAUCUGCAGACUUAGCCACACAGUUCCAGUCAUCAGUGAGCAUUGGAGAUCAUGCAUUCUCCCAGAUGGAGGAAGAUAUAGACAAACAGCGACUUUUAGGGGGUCAGCCAUCAUAUGCCACGGCAGACCCUGAAACAGCCUCUAUGACCUCUGACCUCCAGCACAAACAGAGGUAUGAGCGUCUGUUGCGACGUGCCAAAAAUGAAGAUCUGAGCGAGGUUUCAGGAAUUGGCUGCCUGUACCAGUGUGGUGUAGAUAAACUUGGACGACCUGUGAUCAUCUUCAUUGGCAAAUGGUUUAAGUUCACUGAAAUAAACUUGGAGAAGGCACUUUUGUACCUGAUCCACUUGUUGGAUCCACUUGUCAGAGGGGAUUAUGUGGUGCUGUACUUCCACACAAUCACUAUGGCAGAAAACCAUCCAUCCCUUUCCUGGAUAAGACAAGUUUAUGAGGUUCUUGAAUACAAAUACAAGAAGAAUUUAAAAGCUUUCUACAUCGUGCACCCAACCUUAUGGACAAAGAUAAUGACUUGGUGGUUUACAACUUUCAUGGCACCCCAGAUCAAGCAUAAGGUUCACUCUGUACCAGGUGUGGAAUACUUGUAUGAUAUUAUCGACCCAGACCAACUGGAAAUCCCUGCUUAUAUUACUGAACAUGACAUGACAAUCAACGGCAUUCGUUACUACAGGCCUGGUGCUGUGCCAUCUUGAAGAGGUUAUUAAUCCAAGCAGACUUUAAAUAUUACCUUUCCAUGGUUUAUAUCAUUUGGAGAUGCAGGUAGAUGAUUGUUUAUGCAUGCAUUUCUUGGAAGAGGUAAGAAUUGUUAUUGAGAAUCAUUCAUUGUUGAAUUUAUAUUGAUUCAACUUUUCAGCAAUACUAUGAAGUUUCUUAUUACACUGACCUUGAAUAUAGCCCAUAUUUAUCAUAGUCUUGUUCUACAGUAUAGGUAUUGCCAUACCUUCCUCAUAUUGUGGCCUUGUUUCCAAAAGUUAGAAUGAUAGGUUCAAGUACUUAUAAAGUGUAAUUUGGGUAGGAAUGAAACGUGUUGUGUACGUAAGUGUUCACCUUAAGUAGCGUGCACAUUUAGGAUUAUUGAGGCAUAGUAUAAUCAAAACAGAAACAUCCAAGAGGAGAGUCGCCUCAAAUUCUUACUUUUGUAAAUGUGGCUACACAAGAUUUGACUGGAAGAUCUGAUGCUCAAUAUCUGUAUAGAAAUGAUUUGUCAGGUCAUUUGUACUUUGUCUUGUUUUGUUUAGUAUGCAGGUCUGAGUAAAGAUUGCAUAUAAGAAUUUGGAUGUAAAUGAACAUAUCCUAUUAGCUGUGAUUUUAUUUUGGGGCUCGGUCCAUACUGGGAUGCAAGGCAAACAUAUUCAUUAAGAUUCAAUGUUCACUUGUGAAGUAUGUUGAUAUACAUUACUGAUGACAAAUCUCUUAAUAGUUUGCAAAUUAAUGGUAAAUAUUUUAUGAAUUUUUUUUUCUCGUCUAUAGUCAAGAUUUUAGGCUGCACUUUACGAAAGGAUAUUUCGGUGUAGGCCAGCAUCAGUAGGCACUGAAGUAUAUUUAAAAAUUGUCACACUUGUAGGAUGAAUCAUGUAAAAAUAUCAUUAGCAUGAUCAAUAGAGGUCAAAAUUCUGAACUAAAGAACUCUUAUCAGUUUAAAAAUGGCAUGAAUAUAACUUUGAGCUAGUACAUAGUUUGGGAAGACCCCUGCUUUUUGGUACUGAGAAUGCAAUAAACAUUGUAAAUUAUAUACCUGCAAUUCAACAGAGGCACAAGUUAAAUUCUUCAGGGAGGACCCAAUUUAAUGUACGAGAGGGAAAUUAUUAAUGUUUUAUUGGGUGUAUAAGAUGAAUAUCUUGCAUAGAGAGGACUUGCAUGUUGUAUGUCAUUGCUUUUACCUGUUCAUAUACGUGUUGUGCCAAACUGUUGAAGUUAGGUAUUCAGAGAUUAAUGAUGCCAUGGACAGGAUAUGAUAUGAUAGUGAGCAUAAUGCCAUCUAGGAUAUUGUAACUAUACUGCAUUAUAGUCCUAGCCUAGUAAUGUGUUUUUUGGUUGAAAUUGCAAAAUAACUGAAUGAACAAAUUAUCUUAUGAAUAAUUGCAUUGAUGGAGGAAAGGACAUAACAUUUUUUUUAGCAUGUACUAUAUUUACUUCCUGUAUACACAAUUUGCAUAUCAAAUGGUAAGGAAUUACACAAGAUUAAGUGCAUCAUGAGAACAUUUUAUUUCAGUGAAUAACUAAUGAAUUUAUUUUAUUUUCAUGCAAAUGAAGUAGUAAUCCAGAAUGGUCUGACUAUGCCAGUGUUAAAAGGUAAUUCUCAAGUACAGUAGCUCUCAGAAUUUUAUUUAACAAUCUUGCAAAAUUUUGUUUAAAAUAUAUAUAUAUAUAAAUAAAUUAAUUAAUUAAUUAGAUCAUUUUCUUUGCAAGUGAUGGGAAAAUGAAGAAUAGUUAAUGAAGGAACAGUUAGGGAUUCCAUUUACCUGAUUCCAUUUAUUUAAGUUAGGGAGCUUAGAGGAUUCCUGUGUAACAAUAAUCACUGGUUGCAAGCAUUCAACAUUUCAAGUGCCACAUUUUGACAUGCUCAAGUUUUGUACAGGUCUUUGGGAACUGAUGCUUUGGCUCUAAUAUUUUUGAAAGCCAAUGGAAAUUGUACUAUUUUGAUGUAAGCAUUUUAAGAUGGGUUAUGAAGCUUGAACAAAAAUCUUGAUAUUGUCUUAAAAAUUAUGAAUGUCCUCUGGCAGAAGGCAAGAAUACAAAUGGUCUAAGCAUCAUAUUUGAGCACCUUUACUGGAUUUUGACUUGUAUGUUAGACCUGAAACUGCAUUCUUUAUAAUGCAUAUUAUGCUGUACAGAAUAAGUUUGUAGAUCACAUUUUUCAAUAUAGAAAACGUUUUUUUUUUAGCAUUUGUUUUUAUAUUGUAUGUUAAAAGUUCCAUUGAGACUGUUGAUAAUCCUGUAAAUACCUGCAAGCUUCAUAUUAACUAUUCUACUCCAACAUAUACUUCCAAUACAUUAAAACUAUACUCUAUAGAAUUAUUAUUGCUAUUAAAAAUUAUUUAUCAGGUAGCCUUAUGCCUGCUAGAUAAAUGUUUUUGGAUUAUGUCUUUGAAUUUGGAAAUGUCUUUGAAUUUUGGAAUAGGUAAACCAUUUUAGUUUCAAGUUUGACAAUUGGCAUUCGAGAUGAAUAAAGAUGUUUAAUUGUACAGCAUCUUCAAAUUUGAAGCAUCACUAAAUUGGUUGAAGUUUUAGAAUUGUAUUUAAUGUGGCUGCCAAUUGUGGGUUAAUUUUUGUUUGACCUACUUAUAAUAAAUUACAAUGGUUUAAGGUUUUUUAGAAAAAGAUCCUUUUAAUUAGAUUCAUGUUAUUUGAAUAAAGAUAUUGAUUCUUUACAGUAGAGAAAAUGAGUAUCAAAGAUAUAAUUAGUGUUGUUUACUCAGCAAAGUUUUCGAUUGAACAAUAAAAUGUUUACUCCUUAACACUUAAUAAAUAACUUUUUCCCAUAAUUUAAUUUGCAAGCUUUUGUUGUAGGUAAGAAAUGGUAGUUCAUCCAUGUUGCAAGACAUACAAGCCUUAAUGCAUCAUUUGAUACUAAUGGAAGCCAAUGCUGUCAGCUUCCUUGAAUAUUUCCUGUUGGUUAUAGUUAUUCAAAGUACUGUAUGAACUCGAUUAUCCAGACUAUAUAUGGGAAGGCCCCCCCUUCCAUCUGGAUAAGCCAGAAUGCUUACAGGGGAAGUUAAAAAAAUUCACAUUCACAAUUUUUUGUACCCCAAUCAACAUAAUUUGAACUUCAACACUCAAAAAUAUAACUUAAAAGCAAAACUAAAGCUUACCUUGUUGCAGUUUCUUCUUGUUUGAUAAUGUAGAUCUUCAAAUGUGUAAUUUUUUUAAAAUUUGUAUAACCUAAUCUCCGGUUAUCCGGAUAUGGCGAAGUUUUGCCAGAAAAUUAUCCAGACUCGAUUUAAACUCUAUGCCUGUCCGCGGUAUCCAGCCAAACUAACGGUUAUCUGGAUCACAAUCCGGAUGUUGCAAAGUUUUUCCAAGAAAAUUAUCCAGAUGUAGUUUUGGCCGGAUAACCCAAAUAUCCGGUUUAGCUGAAUCUGGAUAAACGAAUUCGUGCAGUAAUACUAUUAUCGAGUAGGAGUUGAUGAAUGCCAUGCUUAUCAACAAAAAUUCACUUGCAUAAACUUACAAAAGGCCUGCACUACCUCCUACAGUUGCAUGUUAUGGGAGCAAGCUCUCGUCUCUGUGGAGGAUCUAGAAACAGGUUUUAUUUUGUGAUAUUAGUGCCAUGAGAACCUUACUUAAAAUGUAGCUGUAGUUAUUAUGAAAACUUGAUAUUGUAUUUGUUUUGUAUGGCCAUAGUUCAGUUAAGAUACUUUGUAGUUAAGGAAGAUUGCUAGCUCCUUUGUUAUAUUUGAUAACAUAGUUAUAGAUUUUAUACUUGUUGGAUAUUAAUACAUUCUUGUUUAUUAUGUUAGAGUUUAACAAAAUAUAAUGUUAAAUUAUAGAAAAAUUUGUUGACCAAACCACACACUAGAAAGUGAAGAGACGAUGACAUUUUGGUCCGUCCUGUACCAUUAGCAAGUCGAUUGCGACUUGAUAAUGGUCCAGGACGGACCGAAACGUCCUCGUCUCUUCAGUUUCUAGUGUGUGGUUUGGUCAACAAAUUUUAGCCACAUUAUUGUGACCCCUCAUCUGCAUAUAGAAAAAUUAUUGUAAAGGAUGACUGAUAUUUUCAAUUUCAUUAGAGUACUUAAAUAUGCAAUUUUGAUGUAUAUCCCUAAAUAUUCAGUAAUGGUAAUUUUCUAGGUUAUGCUCUUAACACAGCAUGAAAUACUGUACAGUACACCAGUUUUAAUAAAAAGAAAGACCAGAAAUCCUUGUGUGAUGAAUCGCUGCAGCUGUGCUGCUUGGUGUGUUCACAUGUUGUAAUCGAUGAAUUAAUACUGUUGUAGACUACACAACACAUGUCAGAGUUGUGUACAGUCAGCAGUGGAAUUUUUCUUGUACCCUUGUGUACCCUUGUGUAAAGGAACAAUGCAAGGGAAGGUUAGUGUAUUUUAAGAGAAGAACUGUUGUUAUCCAAGAUUUGUAUGGGCACAAUACAUAUUUACACCCUUCCCCUUUCCCCUUGAUACGAAUAAGAGGGUUAUUACCAGAAAAGUUGUAUUUUUGUAGUUGAUACAGUCUGUUGAACAUUUCUUCCUAGCCUUUGUGUAUGCGUGUCUAAUCUAGAAAAUAUCACUGAGGCGCUGGACAAAAUGUAUAACCUAGGCAGCUAUAUAUAGUUACUUCCCAAUAGUGGUAGUGUCCAGUCAACUGUGAUUAAUGCAUUCACAUGGAAUCCACAAUAAACAAUGUGAUGAAAGGGAAUAAUACAUGAUAUAAAACUCUAAUACGCAUUAUAAAAAUAUUGGCUAAACAUGGAUCCAUUGUGAUUGUAUUGAAAAGGAAGAGUUUAUUUAAUGCCUUGUACCAUGUAGCAAUAUAAAAUUAUAAGCAUUGUAAAGGUUUGCUUUCCCCAUUGCAUUAGGGAAAACUAAGCGAUGCAUGCAUCAAGACUCUUCCUCUUGAUGUAACUAUUAACUAGAAAGUGUGGUGUGCCAUAGUCUAGCUGUAAUCAUAAGUCAAAGAUGUUGCAUUAUAAAUUUCAUCUUUAUUUAGAUUUCUUGUUCUUUCUGCUGUAGCAGUUUGAUUUGCAGUUGUGUACUAAGUGUGCUCCCAAAAUAUGGAUACGUAAUAGUUUUACCUUGUAUGGAAUAUAAUGUAAAAUUAGCUAACUUUUUGUUAAGCAAAGAUGUCAUGUAAAAAUUACUAUCAUUUUGGCAAUAAAUCAAAUUAAUCUAGUUAUACUAAUCAGUAUGAAUUGCCAAAAAUAUAUAUGUACAUUUUUUUUUAUUUUUUUUUUUUAAGCUAAAUUUUUAGACUGCCUACUUUUUAUGACAAAACAAGCUAUUACCAAGUAUAUGAAUACUGUAGAUUAUUUUAUAAUUUUAUGAUUUAACUUUUCUGUUGCUUUUAGAAUUAAUUUGUGUUUGGCUAAUUACUCCUGCAACUCCCUAUUCCUUUGUUCCAUGGUGAGAUGUUAAUUCAGGUAUGUAAUAAAAAGAUAAUUUUCAAUCUCUAAAUUUGUGCAUUCCUAUACUUUUAGUACAAUUUUAAGAUUUUUGAGCAAAUAUUCCAUUACAAAAAUGUGAACUUUGUAUAUUAAGAUUAGCUUAUUCAGGUUGUUUUUCUAUCUUGUCGGUUGUGUUAAGAGGCAUUGUGUCUUAAACCUCAGACAAUUGUCCUGGUUACCUCAGUCAUUCUUCAAUGCAAUUGUGAAAUUUGUUUAUCAUUCACAUAUGCUGUAUGUUGUUUAUCAGUUUUGCUUUACAUGUACAAUAUAUAGGUUAGUGGAUUUUAUGUUGCCAUGUUAAUAAUGCAGUACAGUAUAUAAAUAGUUAAAAAUAUA